Phascolarctos cinereus (koala) is the source of this 2077-nucleotide messenger RNA. RefSeq names its product zinc finger TRAF-type and ring finger containing 1 (gene ZFTRAF1). The record is from RefSeq and is a predicted model, not a curated record. NCBI's taxonomy places the organism in Eukaryota, Metazoa, Chordata, Mammalia, Diprotodontia, Phascolarctidae. Gene Ontology annotation, molecular function: zinc ion binding. Gene Ontology annotation, cellular component: nucleus.
GUUAUAGGGUCACGUGAUGGGCGUCGCCGCCACUGCCUCCGCGGGGGGUGGGGGGGCGAGCGACGGAGCGGGCAGUGAAAACAAAGAUGGCGGCGCCGCCGGGUUUGGUGUCUGCAUCUGGGUCUAAGUCAGCGACUGACGCGGCGGCGACGGCGGCAGUAGUUUCGAGAAGACGCGCGGGCGGCCGGUCCCUCUGAGGCGGCGGCGAGGAGGCGGCGAAGCGGCGUGAGCGGCGGCAGCGGCAGGAGCGCGCGGUGCCCCUAACCCCCUCCCCCUCGGGCGGCGGCGGCGGCGGCAGCGGCAGCAGCGGCGGGAGCGCGCCCGGCUCUGCCCGGCAGCCGCGGUGGGAUGUCCGGGGCUGAGGAGGCCGGGGGCCCAGCGGCGGCAGCGGGGGGACCCGCGGGUUCCGGGGCCGGGCCCCAGGGCGCCUCCGCUAUGGCCGUGUCCGUGCUGGGAGAGGCGGCGGGGCCCGGGCUUCCAGAUGAGGCGGGCCUGCCCGCGGGCCGCCAGCUGCCCCUACCCGAGGCCGGCGGCGACCCAGAUGCGCCGCCCAAGAAGCGGCUGCGGGCGGCCGAGGCGGAGGCGGCGGCGGCAGCGGCGGCCUCGGCAGCGACGGCUUCGGCUUCGGCGUCCGCGGGGAGCGGCAAGCUGGAGGAGCGCCUGUACUCCGUUCUUUGCUGUACAGUCUGCCUGGACCUGCCCAAGGCCUCAGUCUACCAGUGUACUAAUGGUCACUUGAUGUGCGCUGGCUGUUUUAUCCACCUACUAGCAGAUGCCCGGCUGAAGGAGGAACAGGCCACAUGCCCCAAUUGUCGUUGUGAGAUCAGUAAGAGCCUCUGCUGCCGAAACCUGGCUGUGGAAAAAGCAGUGAGUGAGCUGCCGUCAGAGUGCGGCUUCUGCAUGCGCCAGUUCCCCCGCUCCCUCCUGGAGAGGCAUCAGAAAGAGGAGUGCCAGGACAGGGUCACGCAGUGCAAAUACAAACGUAUCGGUUGCCCGUGGCAGGGCCCCUUCCAUGAGCUGACUGUGCAUGAAGCAGAGUGCACACAUCCCACCAAGACUGGCAAUGAGCUAAUGGAGAUUUUGGAUGAGAUGGACCAAACCCACAAGAAAGAGAUGCAGCUAUAUAACAGCAUCUUCAGCCUGCUCAGCUUUGAGAAGAUCGGCUACACAGAAGUUCAGUUCCGCCCGUACCGUACCGAUGACUUCAUCACACGCCUCUACUACGAGACGCCGAGGUUCACCGUGCUGAGCCAGACGUGGGUCCUGAAGGCGCGGGUGAACGACUCUGAGAGGAACCCCAAUCUGUCCUGUAAGCGCACCCUUUCCUUUCAGCUCAUCCUGAAGAGCAAGAUCAGCUCCCCCAUGGAGUGCUCCUUCCUCCUGCUCAAGGGGCCCUACGACGAUGUGAAAAUCAACCCUGUGAUCUACCACUUUGUCUUUACCAAUGAGAACAACGAGACCGACUACGUGCCGCUCCCCAUCAUAGACUCCGUGGAGUGCAACAAACUGCUGGCCGCCAAGAACAUCAAUCUGCGGCUCUUUAUAUUCCAGAUACAGAAAUAGGCCGGGCCGGGGUCAUGCUGGCGAGCUCAAGGAGAAAGAAAGCACCACUGAACCGUACUUACCUCGUCCGGGCAGCCUGCACCUGUUGUGAUUUCACAAUAUAAUCAGAUCAUUUUAGAAAAAGGAGGGAGGAAACAAAAACAAAAAACCCAAACCAAUUGGAACAAAGUCUGCAUGCGUAUGCAACAGUGUAAGCAGCCACAGCCUGCCUUCUCUCUUCCCCUCUCCUAGAUACCCUGGGCCAGGGCCUUCCCCAACCAACAGCCUGCCCAGCUGCCCCCGCAGGCCAGGUCAGUGGGGAGCUAGACGGCGGUGGAGACCUCUGCAGUGUCACCCUCAUCUGCCAGGGAGCGUGUGAGAAAACGGGGAGUCGUACCCUGUUACUCUGUUACAUUGUGGCAGAGCACCGGUGGCUUGUUCGUUGGUUAAGUGCACAAUUUACAGAUGCAUGGGGGCUCGGGAUCCUGGCUGGCUUUAGACAGCAUAUGUGAUUGAAAUUAAAAAGGCGACAUUA